UUUAUUCACUAAUGGACAUUUGUCUUCCAAAAUGGAAACAUCAACCCUCAUGAUUUGCUUCAAUCGAGGGAAAAAGGUACAAAAUUUGAGUGAAAACGCUUUCUUUCUCCCCGGUCAGCUUCUUCAAGUCUUGAUGCACUCAGAUCCCUAAUAUCCCACUUUCCAAAUCGCCUAAAAAUCUCUCUUUACCCUCAGAAAAAAAGAAACAUGAGAGCUGCAGCUCAUUACCUAAAUAAUCUCAAGCUCAUCCCCAUUUUAUUUUUAUUUUUCUUUUGUUUUCUUCUCUUAUUGAUAUUUGGAUCAAGUUUCCAAUCUUCCCUGCAAAUUUCUUCAUCAACACCUCCCAAAAACUCAGAUUUUCUCGAAGAAAAACAGUCAAGAAGUUGUCUAACUACUCCUCUAUCACCAGCUUGCACCAAAAUAACCCCUUCUUUAGCUCACGCUCUGGUUCACUAUGCAACCUCUAACAUCACGCCGCAACAAACUCCCAAAGAAAUCUCAGUAUCCCAAAGAAUACUUGACAAGAAGUCGCCCUGCAAUUUUUUAGUCUUCGGAUUAGGCCACGACAGCCUUAUGUGGACUGUACUCAACUAUGGUGGCCGCACAGUUUUCCUCGAAGAAGACAAGGCAUGGAUAGAACAGAUCAAGCAGCAGUUACCAUCCUUAGAAUCAUAUCAUGUAGUGUAUGACACUAAGGUCACUCAAGCUGGUGAACUCUUGGAAAUUGGCACAAAAGAAGAAUGUGAAGUUGUGAGUGAUCCUAGAUUUUCAAAAUGUCAACUUGCUCUAAAGGACUUGCCUAAUGAAGUGUAUGAUAUAGAAUGGGAUUUAAUCAUGGUGGAUGCGCCAACCGGAUAUCAUGAUGGGGCACCGGGGAGGAUGAAGGCAAUUUAUACAGCUGGAUUGAUGGCUAGGAAUAGGGAAAACGGUGAGACUGAUGUAUUUGUGCACGAUGUGGAUAGGGUAGUGGAGGAUAAAUUCUCAAAGACCUUUCUGUGUGAACGGUACUUGAGAGAAGAAGAAGGAAAGAUAAGGCAUUUCACCAUACCAAGUCACAGGGUAGGCCUGGCUAGACCUUUCUGUCCAUAGAGAUUUAGUUGAUUCUGCUGUGAAAUUUUACCGUAGUAUAAUUGCGAUUCUCUUCAUGAACAGAUGUUUAUUGCCAGUUGAGGUAAAUUGAAGAGGGACUUAGGGUUUUAUUUGCCUUUUAUUAUUCAAUUUCAUUCCAAUUGAUGUGUGUGUCAAAAGUAAAAAGAUUACAAGUGAAAAUGAUCAUCAAUUCAUCAUUCUCUUC
Olea europaea var. sylvestris is the source of this 1294-nucleotide messenger RNA. RefSeq names its product glucuronoxylan 4-O-methyltransferase 1-like. NCBI's taxonomy places the organism in Eukaryota, Viridiplantae, Streptophyta, Magnoliopsida, Lamiales, Oleaceae. Gene Ontology annotation, biological process: xylan biosynthetic process. Gene Ontology annotation, molecular function: glucuronoxylan 4-O-methyltransferase activity. The transcript has a single exon. The record is from RefSeq and is a predicted model, not a curated record. Bases 208 to 1089 code for a protein of 293 amino acids.